AUGGCUUAUCUGCAUAAAAUUCCGUUGGCCGGACUGUUCAUCGUUUGUAUUAUUGCAUCGUCGUCUUUCAUUCAUGGGACGGAUGGAGGAACUAUUACCUUUCACUUCCCUCCCAGGACCAAUAUCAGUAUCGAUCAGUCAGCAGAUACUUUCUUUCUGAAGGACAGGAUAGAGCUUACUGCCAAUCAUUUAAAUGACAGCCUCAAACGGAGCCAUGGAUGGGCAGCUUAUAAUAAGUUAAUUCCUCUGUGGGAUUAUUCCUCUAAAGCUUUGGCAAAUUUUUCUACCCAUUUUCAAUUCUCCAUUUCUAUGGUUAAUGAUAGUAAGCUCACCGGGGAUGGACUCACUUUCUUCCUGGCACCCCCGGGACUGAACUCUGCGAACGAUUCUUGGGGAGAAUGUCUUGGCCUGUUUUCAGCUGCAAAUGAUGGAAACUCAUCGAAUCAGAUUGUUGCUGUGGAGUUCGACACAUUCAAGAAUCUUCCUUACGAUCCGGAUGAUAACCAUGUGGGAAUUGACGUCAACAGCAGGAAAUCAAAGAAAACCUUUUCAGUAAAUGGCCUUUACAGCAGCACGUCUCUCAAGAACGGAAAAAAAUGGGAGGCAUGGGUGGAUUACGAUGGUAAUAAAGAGAAGCUUGAAGUGUUUAUUUUAUUUAACCCCGAUGGGAGUUGUGCUUCUAAACCUGCAAGUCCAGUCUUGAGGUACGAUAUAGAUCUGCGUCAGUUUCUUCCACAGAACGUACAGGUUGGCUUUUCAGCGCCCACUGGCAACUUAAUUGAGACUCACACAGUAUACAACUGGAAUUUUUCAUGUCAAUAUUCGUGGGAGAUUCCAAACUCAGGCGCGAAUGCUUCUGGCUCAAGUCAAAGGAAAUCUUUUACAAAUAUAAUAUGGAGAUCCGCCUUGGCCUGUUUCGUUGGCGCAUUUUGUUUGAUUUUAUUUGGAAGUUGGUGGUAUAUGAGGACAAGGAAGAGCAACCGCGGUGGUGUUGAAGAAAGCGAUGAGGAAUUUAACAACUCGCUUCGCGAAACAGCCCAAUCUGCCCGUGAGUUUCCAUAUGCUGACCUCAGUGUCGCCACGAAUAACUUCAACAGCGACCAAAAGAUCGGGGUUGGCGGCUUCGGAUCUGUGUACAGAGGAACUUUGCCAGGCACAAACGAAGCUGUGGCAAUAAAGAGAAUAUCUCCAUCCUCAAGGCAAGGAAAACGUGAAUACAAAACAGAAAUUAGUAUAAACAGUAAGCUGAGUCACCAAAAUCUUGUGAAGUUUCUGGGAUGGUGCCAUCGGAAGGGCGACUUGCUUCUUGUUUACGAGUUACUCCCAAAUGGAAGUCUGGACAAAUAUAUUUUUGAAAAUCCGGAAGCUCCGCUGGAUUGGGAUCGGAGAUACAGCAUAGCCUGUGACAUAGCCUCAGCUCUGGUUUAUCUUCACGAGGAUCGGCAUGAGACCAUUGUGCACAGAGACAUCAAAGCGAGCAAUGUAAUGCUGGAUUUAAAUUUCAAAGCGAAGCUGGGGGAUUUCGGGCUUGCCAGAAUGGUGGAACGAGGAAAAGGAGGACAUACGACCACUGCAGCGGGUACGAUUGGGUAUAUAGCGCCGGAGUAUGUAGUAACUGGAAAGGCCACUCGGGAGAUGGAUGUGUUCAGCUUUGGAGCCCUGAGUCUCGAAAUUACCCGUGGAAGACGACCGGCAGAUUGGAGCUUGAUUGAACACAAUUCCAGAGUGGUGGAAUGGGUUUGGCACUUGCAUGGACAGCACAGAAUCCUUGAUGCAUCAGAUGAGAAACUGGGUAGAAAUUUCAAUGGUGGGGAAAUGGAACGGCUUAUGAAAGUGGGAUUGUUGUGUUCUCAUCCCGAUCCCAAUGCCAGACCGAAUAUGGAAAAAGUGCUGGGUAUAUUGAAAAGAGGUGCUGAGUUGCCUCAUGUUCCUCUAACGUUUCCUGUGGCUGUGUAUGGUUACCGUAUUCCUCCUGAGAACCUGAUGUCCUCCUCAGUCUCGAGCUCAGACGGAAUCGCUAGCAUUAUAGUCUCAACUGCGUCUGAAAUGAAUGAAACUCUCUAG
Cryptomeria japonica (Japanese cedar) is the source of this 2064-nucleotide messenger RNA. RefSeq names its product L-type lectin-domain containing receptor kinase IX.1-like. Lineage: Eukaryota; Viridiplantae; Streptophyta; Pinopsida; Cupressales; Cupressaceae. The record is from RefSeq and is a predicted model, not a curated record. Gene Ontology annotation, biological process: protein phosphorylation. Gene Ontology annotation, molecular function: ATP binding; protein kinase activity; carbohydrate binding. The transcript has a single exon. Gene Ontology annotation, cellular component: plasma membrane. Bases 1 to 2064 code for a protein of 687 amino acids.